UUCCACAAACACACAGCCGUUGCGCUUUACGGCAGCCCGUGUCAGUCUCCAGCAGCAGGCAGAAGGGGAAUGCGUAUUGGGCUGCCCAGUGCAGAGUCACUUCGAGGUGGAUCCUUUAAAGCUUUAGCUUUGACGUCGCUCCUGAGUGUGUUUAUGUUCCAGCUGCUGAGGACGGUUGGACUGAGGGCGUUCUCCAUGGCGUCUGAGACGUACACGUCAGGCACACACUCUGCAGCUUUCGUCAGCUGUCCCAACGACACCGUAGCGAAAGAUCUGGCCAGGGGGAUUGUGGAGAGGAAACUUGCUGCUUGUGUCAACAUUGUCCCGGGAAUCAAAUCGAUAUACGAAUGGCAGGGUAAGAUCGAGGAGGACGAUGAGGUGCUGCUGAUGAUAAAGACGAGAAGUUCCAAGGUGCCUGCUCUGGCUGAGUACGUCCGCUCCAACCAUCCCUAUGAAGUGGCCGAGGUCAUCAGCCUGCCGAUCGACCAGGGCAACCCGCCGUACCUCAAGUGGAUCGGAGAGGUCGUUCCUGAAUCCUGAAUGAGUGCGGGAUGGGGGGGGGGUGAUUGAUGGAUGUAAAAUUGAAUCUGAAACAAUGUGAAACACACUGAGUGCUACCAUCCAAAUAUGCUCUGGUGUCGUCAGGUUGUUUUCUUUAGAAAUGAAUAGAACUUGUGUUUUCUGAAAUGAAAGCAUCGAUGUGAGGUUUCUUUCCCAAGGUAUCUUUACCACUAGAGGGCGGCCUUCAUCCCUCGUUGAAGCAGUUUCACAUCAAACUGCCUCAGCAUUUCCUUGUUUGACCUGAAAAUGCUGAAAGUGAACAGACAUUUGUUAAAUGUUGUUAUUUCAGUCGCAUUUGGAAAAUAAAGCAAAGGAUUUUUUUUA
Messenger RNA from Platichthys flesus (European flounder), 885 nucleotides. RefSeq names its product protein CutA homolog. The record is from RefSeq and is a predicted model, not a curated record. Gene Ontology annotation, molecular function: copper ion binding. The transcript has 7 exons. Gene Ontology annotation, biological process: response to metal ion. Lineage: Eukaryota; Metazoa; Chordata; Actinopteri; Pleuronectiformes; Pleuronectidae. The coding region runs from base 70 to 540 and encodes 156 amino acids.